Messenger RNA from Elgaria multicarinata webbii, 1430 nucleotides. It is a transcript of the gene ATP6V1F, whose product is annotated as ATPase H+ transporting V1 subunit F. Gene Ontology annotation, biological process: proton transmembrane transport. Bases 39 to 398 code for a protein of 119 amino acids. The transcript is spliced from 2 exons. Gene Ontology annotation, molecular function: proton-transporting ATPase activity, rotational mechanism. NCBI's taxonomy places the organism in Eukaryota, Metazoa, Chordata, Lepidosauria, Squamata, Anguidae. The record is from RefSeq and is a predicted model, not a curated record. Gene Ontology annotation, cellular component: membrane; proton-transporting V-type ATPase, V1 domain.
GGUUUCUCCGCAGUGCGUUUCUUGCUCUCUGUGUCACAAUGGCCGGCCGGGGGAAGCUCAUCGCCGUGUUGGGCGACGAGGAUACCGUGACCGGGUUCCUGCUGGGCGGCGUCGGGGAGCUCGACAAGCACCGGCGCCCGAACUUCCUGGUGGUGGAGAAGGAGACGGCCCUGGCCGAGAUCGAGGAGGCCUUUCGGAGCUUCCUGUGCCGUGAGGACAUCGGCAUUGUCCUCAUCAACCAGUUCAUUGCGGAGAUGAUCCGGCACGCCAUUGACGCGCACACCAAGUCCAUCCCGGCUGUGCUGGAGAUCCCCUCCAAGGAGCACCCCUACGACGCCUCCAAGGACUCGAUCUUGCGCCGGGCCAAGGGCAUGUUCACUGCGGAGGACUUGCGAUAGAGGGAGAGCGAGAGCCCGUCACUCUUUCCUGGCCAGCUGCUGCUUCACCGACGUGACUCCAUCGGGAGCAUCUUUCCCUCCUUCCCUCUCCCAUUGCUUUGAUAUAUUUGCUUUCCAUAAUGUCACCCUCCCUUCCUGCUUCCUCUACGGAGAGGGGCAAAGGCCCCCGGGGAAUUUGCCUGCCCCUAGCAUUGUUUUGCCUUGGCCAUCUACGUUUUUGCUCUUUAGCUGUGACGUGUCUCUAGCAUUUGAUACAGGAAAUAGGAGAGCCGGGGUGGUGUUGGCAAUGGCUGGAAGCUGCUCCGAUAGGGAGGCCCUCACCCCCAGACCCCAACUGCACCUGUGGUUAGUUUCCUCUGGUGCUGUAAGUGGCCCACGGACCUCCUUGCACCCCCCUGUGGCUCUUCCAUCCCUCAUACAAGAUAUGUCCUAAGUGGAUUUCUCAGGGUCUGAUGGCUCUGGAUUCCUUUGGAUUGAAAUCUGCUCCUUUGCAGAUGGUGCAGUACUGAAUGGCUUAAUCUAUGCGUCCACCCCGCAAAUCUGAGAAGUAAAGUCUGUCGAUGAUAAAUUAAGCCAAAAGGCAGAGCCUGGAAUUCAUUCUUGUGGCUGUGUGUGGGGGGAGGUGGUCAUGUCGUAGGAACUUGAUGCAUGCAAGAGAAACUGUUUGGAAUGUGAUCUCUUCCAUGGUACAGCACCACCAAAUUCUCUCUCACUUGCUGUCCUGGAGGGAUUUGUAGUCCAAAUCCCUCCAGCAAAGUGGUACCCUCCACGUUGCCUCAUUACAUGCAAAGAUCUUCUCUGUCCUUGGGAGGUGGGUUGUGCUAUGUUUCUUGCAAUAUGUUUCUUGCAAAAGUCUUGUUGGGGAAAACAAGCUGAAGGAAAGUUAGCCUCCAACAGUAUUCCAUGCUAUGACUCAAUGUCUUCGUUCAAUGAUCAGAUAUGUGAUCUUUAAUCAUAGUGAAUCAUACAUAUAUUUUCUGAUUAGCUUCAGUGACAAAAACAACUUAAUAAAAACUGUCUUGUUCAGCCGUU